UUGUCGAAUUUACCACCUCCAAAAAAAAAAACAUUUACUUUACCACCUCAUAAAAAAAUUAAACAUCAGUUUUACCACCUCAUCUGAGCUCAGGUGACGGAAAACGCUUGUGGGGCCCAGCAUAACGGCUAGUUUUUGAUUUUUUCCCAAAUUUCUCUCGAUUUCCCUUUUACUUAAACCUAGUUCUUCAUUUGUACACCAAAUUCUUGCAGAUUGGAGAUUAAUUUUUGCGAUUUUCUUCACAAAUCAGUAUUUUUGGGCAACCUUAACAAUCCCAAACCCUCUAAUUAUCAAACAAUCAAUUGAACUCCUCGACAACAAGCAUCAAAAAGAAGGGAAUGUCUUCAGUUAGCAUGUCACCCUCAAAGGAGAAAAAAUGCCAAUGUGGAGUUCCAAUGUCUAGGCUGACUGCUUGGACUAGGGAGAACCCAGGACGCAAGUUUAGGACCUGCAAAUUCUAUGAUCCUGUGACUGAGUUAAGGGGGUGUAAAGCUUUUGAGUGGGUGGAUCAACCAGAUGGAACACCUUGGAAAACAGAGGUGAUUAACAACUUGCUGCUGGACAAGAAACUAAUGAAGGGAGAGCUGAAUGACAUGAAGAGGGAAGUUGAUGAUGUUAGUGGACAAAGGAGGUGCUUGCUCAAUGAGAUUGUCAGCUUGAAGAUGAAAUGCAAAGCUCUUAGCUCAGACAGGAAGAAGAUGAUCAAGGAAGUGCAUGGCAGCAAUGCAACAACAAAGAAAAUGCUCACAGUACAUGCUAUUGUUGUGUUUUGUUGUUUUGGUUUGGUACUGGCUAUGUAUUUUAGACCUUAGGUUCAUUUAGGAAUGCUUAGAAACAAAAAAAAAUCCCCAACUUAUGUUGUGUUUUGUUGAAUUAUUAUGUGUGGAUGUUGGGAUGACAUUUCUUGUACUACUUUUAACAAAAUCAAUGAGAAAUGGAACUUUUUGGUAGAAACAUAUCACAAUUCGUAUUAGUACUUGCAACACAAUGUUUGAAAUUGUUUUACAUUGGCUGAGACAAAAGUUAAGGCACCUUUGUGCAAAAUCAUUGUUCAACUACCA
Chenopodium quinoa (quinoa) is the source of this 1061-nucleotide messenger RNA. RefSeq lists its product as uncharacterized. The transcript is spliced from 2 exons. The record is from RefSeq and is a predicted model, not a curated record. Bases 339 to 812 code for a protein of 157 amino acids. Lineage: Eukaryota; Viridiplantae; Streptophyta; Magnoliopsida; Caryophyllales; Amaranthaceae. Gene Ontology annotation, molecular function: zinc ion binding.